AUGUUGCUAUUGCACAGUGAAUAUUUAAAUCACACCUAUUGCAAUCGGUGGAUAGGUCGCGGAGGAACGCAGUCAUGGCCGCCUAGAUCUUCAGACCUUAAUAGACUAUACCACUUUUUCUGGGGACAUCUGAAAAGCUUAGUGUACGCAGUGCCAAUUCAAACCAAAGAAGAGUUACGAAAUCGUAUAAUAGUAUGCUGCCAAGCCAUAAGAAACACCCCAGGAAUCUUCGAAAAUGUGAGUCAGUCUAUACAGAGGAGAGUAGAUGCUUGCAUUCGUGGGGGUGGAGGACACUUUCAACAAAUAAAUAAUUUAAGUACUUUAUUUUAUUUGGAUUCUCUUGUCAUUUCGCUUUAG
Psylliodes chrysocephalus is the source of this 357-nucleotide messenger RNA. NCBI's taxonomy places the organism in Eukaryota, Metazoa, Arthropoda, Insecta, Coleoptera, Chrysomelidae. The record is from the annotation of a GenBank genome assembly.